Messenger RNA from Peniophora sp. CBMAI 1063, 1689 nucleotides. Lineage: Eukaryota; Fungi; Basidiomycota; Agaricomycetes; Russulales; Peniophoraceae. The record is from the annotation of a GenBank genome assembly.
AUGUACGGCAUCAGACGCCUCGUGACGCGCCUGUCAUUGCUCGCGCUCAUCUCAGCUUCUCAAUGCACUGCCCUUUGUUCGGCUUCAGAUGAAUCUGAAUUUCCGACGGUCGCACUUGACAACGGGACUUUUGUAGGCGUGACGGAGGGACCCAUAUCCAUCUUCCGCGGUAUCCCGUUUGCUCAGCCACCAAUUGGAGACCUUCGGCUUCGACUUCCAGUAGCAAACGAUCCAUACAAUGGAACGUAUGAUGCCACCGCAUUUGGGGCAUCGUGCAUACAGCAACUCAGCAGCGACAAGAACCUCACGGGGCUGAAUCCUGUUGCUGCGACUAUUCUUGAAGGAUUCCUCAGUGACUCGAAUAUCACGGACAGUGAAGACUGUCUGACUAUCAAUGUCUACACCCCGGCCAAUGCGACCGAGAACUCACAGUUACCUGUCGUCUUUUGGAUCUACGGAGGGGGUUUCGAGGAUGGGCAAACGGCAAGCUUCAAUGGGUCCGUCAUCGUGGAGAGAGCUUUGCAGCUCGAGCUGCCGGUUGUCUACGUGUCAGUCAACUAUAGGCUCUCUGCGCUGGGGUUCCCUGGAGGUAGAGAGGCUCGGGAUGCAGGAGUCGAAAAUCUAGGACUGCAAGACCAGCGUCUGGGCAUGCGCUGGGUGCAGAAGCACAUUUCCGCCUUUGGAGGCGAUCCCUCGAAGGUGAUCAUUUGGGGAGAGAGUGCAGGCGCGAUCUCGGUCGCUUUGCACAUGCUGACCAACAACGGUGACAAUGAAGGCCUCUUCCGUGGCGCCUUCAUGCAGUCUGGCAGCCCUACUUGGACAGGGACGAUGCCGGAAGACGAUGGCCAAUCUAACUUCGACCAGUUUGCAAGCGACGCGGGAUGUGGCUCCUACCUGGGAAACGUGACAGUCCUCGACUGUCUUCGCAACGUGUCUACAGUCGAUCUCCGCGCGGCUAUCCAAGCUUCUGCGGAUAUAUUCGACUACUCGAGUUUGAACUUGGCUUGGAUGCCGCGCGUAGGUGGCACAUUUGUGCCAGAUAUACCAACGAGACUUGUGCUUAACGGUUCUGUGGCCGAUGUGCCAUUCGUGACGGGUGAUUGCGAUGAUGAGGGAACGCUCUUCAGCCUGAGCAAUAGCAACAUAACCACCGAGGAGGAACUCCGUCAAUAUCUCCCUCGCUUCUUUCCGUUUCCUACGAACUUCACUGACAUCGACGAUGUCCUCGCCGCAUACCCUGAAGACCCAGAGCUAGGCUCUCCUUUCGAGACCGGUCUUGAGAACGCUGUUACGCCGCAAUUCAAGCGAAUCAGUGCGAUACUGGGCGAUCUCAUCUUCCAGGCCCCACGCCGGCUAUUCCUCUCUGAACGCUCCGAAAACAACACUGCCUUUGCGUUCUUGAGCAAGAGGCUGACAUCAAACCCCGUCCCGACUUUGGGCGCUUACCAUAGCACCGACUUACAGAACGUUUACGGACCUGGAGACCUCACAGACGCAUUGAUCAACUUCGCAACGAACCUGGACCCUAACGGCCCCACGCUCAUCGACUGGCCCGCAUACACAGCAGACUCGCCGAUGCUGCUCGCUCUGCUGGACGGGAAAGUGACGCAGGAGCUCGUCAAUGACACCUUCCGCGAAGAGGGGAUGCUGGUCAUUAACCGGAUUGUCCUUACCAACUCGAUGUUAUGA